AUGUGUUCGGUGACGUUCAUUAGCUAAAGUUAGCCUCGUUGUUGUGCUAAGUUGCUAACCAAAGUAUUCAACACCUUAAUAACACACGACUGUGGCAGUCACAAUUGCUCAUAGGAACGACAUUGUUACCCGUGUCACUUAAGUAGUUUUGAUCUCUUUUGACCUAAAUAAAAUGAUCAGUGUGGUUGUAGCCAAGCAGUCUAGUCAGCUCCCUCCUAGCGAAAAGACAAAGAACUUACUUUUUAAUGGUGCCAAGGCUGUGGUGGACAAAAUAUGGUCCGCCGACGAGAAGACCAACGACCCUCAGCCAACUGGACACGAGACUGCUGAAAGCAGCCAGACUCUCUUGAGAGGACAGACUUUGAUAGGAACUGACGGAAGACUGACAAAAGCGACCAGAACACAAGGGCCGCCUCCAACAGGCUGCUGCGUGUGUCAGAAGAGCACAUUAUGCCGGACAUCUUGUUCGCAGUGCGAGCGACUUGCAUGCUCCUCCUGCAGCCGACAGUGCUCCAACUGCUCAAACAUCUGCUGUUCUGUCUGCACCGUCAUAGAUUACAGUGGCCGUUACGAUGAAGUACUCUGCUGCAGUUGUUCCACAUAAUGGAAGUCCAGGUCACAGAUGAUUUUAUGCUUGGAUAUGCAGUAUCCUCACUUAAUUAAAUACUCAGAGUGCAUUUUUUAUUACCAUAAUUGUCUUUUUUUUUUUUUUUCUUGUGAUCUA
Phycodurus eques (leafy seadragon) is the source of this 724-nucleotide messenger RNA. It is a transcript of the gene siva1, whose product is annotated as SIVA1, apoptosis-inducing factor. Bases 173 to 604 code for a protein of 143 amino acids. The transcript has 4 exons. Gene Ontology annotation, biological process: extrinsic apoptotic signaling pathway. Gene Ontology annotation, molecular function: CD27 receptor binding. NCBI's taxonomy places the organism in Eukaryota, Metazoa, Chordata, Actinopteri, Syngnathiformes, Syngnathidae. The record is from RefSeq and is a predicted model, not a curated record.